Molecule: messenger RNA, 735 nt
Organism: Paramecium sonneborni
Lineage: Eukaryota; Ciliophora; Oligohymenophorea; Peniculida; Parameciidae
Source: the annotation of a GenBank genome assembly
AAUGAACAGAGACAAACAAUUUAAGAUUGUUCUUCUAGGUGAUCAAGGUAUAUUGAUAUAUUAUAAUUGAAAGGAGUAGGUAAAACAUCGAUUGCUAAUGUUUAUGUGAAAAAGGAAUUUAAUGCAUAUGAAAAUGCUACAUCAGGAGCGAAUUAUCAUUCUUAAAGUUGUAAAAUUGAGAAUCAUUAAAUCAACUUUGCUGUAAGAUUGUAUAUUUAAUAAUAGAUUUGGGAUACAGCAGGAUAAGAGAAGUUUAAGUCUUUGGCAAAGUUAUAUUAUAGAGAUUCAAAUGCAGCACUUUUAGUUUAUGAUACUACAAAUUAUAAAUCUUUCUAAAGAGUAACAGAUUGGAUUAAUGAAUUAAAUGAAAAUAGUGAAAAUGCAUGUAUUUUUUAUCUAUUAAUUUAAGUAAAGUUUAUAGUUGGCAAUAAAAUAGAUUAAGUAGACAAAGAAGAAGUGAGUUAUGAUGCUGCUAAACAAUUAGCUGAAGUAAUUAUAUUUUAUUAUCUUAUAAUAUAGAAUUAUGGAUGCUUUUUAAGACUAGUAUCAGCUAAAGAAAAAAAUGGCAUCAUUGAAUUAUUUGAACUUGUUGGUAGUGAAAUACUUAAAAAAGAAUAGGAAAAUUAAUCUAAUGCAAUCAAUUAAACUGUUUCAAUUAAUUCUAAACCUCUAGUUUAACACCUACCAUAAUCAUAAUAAUAAUAAUAAUAAUAAUAAAAAGAUGGAUGUUGUUGA